Messenger RNA from Aegilops tauschii subsp. strangulata, 1093 nucleotides. RefSeq lists its product as uncharacterized. NCBI's taxonomy places the organism in Eukaryota, Viridiplantae, Streptophyta, Magnoliopsida, Poales, Poaceae. The record is from RefSeq and is a predicted model, not a curated record.
AAGUGUGGAUUUGAUCAUGAGCAAUCUGUGCUCCCUUGUGUCGAAUUUACACUGUCUGGUUUUCUUCUAUGCGCAUCGGCGGCAAAACCUCAAAGGUUAUGUCGUGGUUGCCAUGACCCUCUUCUGUGUCUUCGGAUAUUUGUUUUGCAACAAAUCGGUCCUGACAAAACAAUGGGAAUCGAAAUCGUCUUUGGAGCAUUGGGAUGCUUCACACAACUAGUUUGCCAUCUUUAUCAGAUAUUCGACUUGAUGAGGAGUACAGCUGAGAGAGUGGAGCUUAUCUCUGUCCUACUAAAUGUUAUACCUAACACACUUUUGGGCGUGGUAUCGAUUGUGAUCACUUACUUGAGGCAUCGAGAGCAACUGUUUAUGAAUAUUUUAGGUUGUCUUAAUUUGAUCUGUUAUGUUCUGGAGUUUAUACUAAUUCUACGAAUGUGUGAUCGAGUGAAAAACUUUUUUGGUUCAGAACGCGAAGGUGACACCGAUGGUAUUCAAACGGCAAAUCUGGGAGUGGCAAGGGAUACACCGAUAACAAGAGCAGAUCCUACAGUUUCUUCUCAAGCAUUUUUUGAUCAUAUUAGAGCCUUGCGUAAUGGCCAUGAGACCCUGGACGACAGCAUGGGUGUGUGAUGCAGAAGACGAAGAGAUCGUGGUCUGAGCGUUGAAGCUGAGCACAGGGGGGCACCACACGAUGUCAAGAUGGAAGAGGCUUCACUUCUUUUCCAUUAUGUUUAGGGAAACACAUGGGCUACUUUGACCUUCCAUGUACAGAGCCGAUUAACCUGCGCGCAGAAUGGUGCAUGAUGUGACCGUAUACGAUAUGUCUUGCCGAUUCAUCAAGUGUUGCCUAGGAUAAGACGCAUAGGCACAGAGGGUGACGGUAUAAAGAGGAACGCAUACACAUUCAUAUCACCUGUUUAGUUAGGCGACAUAGAAUUGCAAAGAUCCAAAACAAUCUGUUCUGGAUUUUUUUUUCUUUUUGGCGGGGAAUCUGUUAUGGAGUUUUUGUAGCAAUGUUGUUACAUACAGAAAAUUCGAUCUUAAUGGGGGCGCCCGCAGUAUCUUUUGCUGGCAUACUCCAAAUUUUGGUAAA